Camponotus floridanus (Florida carpenter ant) is the source of this 2190-nucleotide messenger RNA. RefSeq lists its product as uncharacterized. Lineage: Eukaryota; Metazoa; Arthropoda; Insecta; Hymenoptera; Formicidae. The record is from RefSeq and is a predicted model, not a curated record. The transcript is spliced from 5 exons. The coding region runs from base 243 to 1766 and encodes 507 amino acids.
UCUGAUUUUCUGGCCGCUUGGUCAUUCAAGCGCGCUUUAUCGACCGGCUACUUCUCGAUUGUGAAAGAAAUAACUUGAUUGCUGAGAUUCACGCUGAUCAUCCUUAAUUUAGGUGCGAACAGAGUGUUGAUGUCAGCGAUUCACCGUAAAAGAAACGAAGCUGCUGGUCGAGAUGCAGUUCUUUUUCCAUAGUAAUCAUAGCUAGCUAAUAGUCACCUGGUGCCUUUCUCAUAGCUCGGACAAUGGCAAGAGGGAGAGCAGCCACGAUAAUUUCGAUUGUGAUCCUGGCUGUUGCAUGCCUUCCUUCUAUCGCGAAAGUCAAGGUCCACGCGGAGGCGUCCUUGAACGAGACCGUGCAUUACGAUGAUUACGCCAUUAAGGAAAACGUAGUACUCCUCUCUCAUGAAACUGAAAACAAAACCGAUGAAUCCUCGUAUGAUCAUCCUCACAGAAUGUCCGGGAAACCAACUAAGUUUGACAUAGAGUUUCAUACGGACGACAAAGCGGAUUAUCAAAUUGAACCGUCGAGAAUGAUUAAUGUGACAGCUAAUCCGAUUGAAAUGAAUUCAACGACCAGCCAGUCUCUAUCGAAUUCGACAGAAUGCAGAGAGAAACUCAUGGUCUCUUGCAUCCGAAAAGACUUCUCGGAUUUUCUUGAUCAGCUGUCAAGAAUUGACACGUACAACGUAACGGAAUCCGUGCAAAUAAUAAGAAAUCCUGAAGCAAAUGUUACAUAUAAUGAUCAGAAGAAGAAUGACGAUUCAGACUCGACUCUUCUAGAUAAGGUUCAUCACUAUGCCAGAACGCAUGUCAUGAAGAUACAGCUGAACAAGGAUCUGAGCCUUGCUAGCAAAGCCAGGACGUUCUUUGGUUCCGUCUUUCAGGGAAAGAGUACCUUUUUAACAGGAUUCGGACUUGGUUUUCUAGCGUUCGGUCUGAAGAAACUAUUUCUACCCCUGCUCUUUGGUGUGCAGAUAAUUAAGAGUAUAUUACUCGCCCUCUUCCUACCGAGUAUUAUUGGCAGUAUUGGUAAUAUUGUUGGAAAAGGCGUUUCGUCCUUUGCGCAAUCCUCGCAUAAUCCGGCUGUAGUACCCGAGGAAAAUUUCGAGUUCAAGGAUAACACUGACCUGUACAACGACGACUACUUGACACGACAACCCGUAGGAACGUUACCAGCAUCCGCCAUGUACGACGAGAGCAUGAUGCAAACGCAGAAAAGCCCGGAUAUUGCGUCUCGCUAUGCAUUCGUCGACACAAAAAUAUCUCACGCAAAUGCGCUUUCGGAUCGUUAUUAUACGCGACACGUGGCUUCGCACGGACUUUCUAAAAAACAAGACUUUAAGGUCUUCCACGAGAUUCCGACGAGCUCCUUGCUUCUGACGAACUACGAUCCGUUCUAUUCACCUUUGUUGUCGCGUCUCGACGCCGUCUUCUUUCGUCUGGGCCACAACACGGAAGGCUGCAGGGAAUACGCGGUGUGUGCAAUGUAUCGGAGUCCUGCAAGAUACGCACCUUACUCGAACCUGGUCUCCGCCCAGCUGUCCAGGGAAUUGAACGAGCUGAGGAAACCCAGCAGCGACAAUCCCGAUGUUCUGCGCUUCUUCAGGUACAUGAAGGCCGCCAAGGACGGCCAGGAUGGCGUCAAGUGCGAAGAGAUCUACGCUGGCUGCGCGAAUGGUCGUGAGGAUCAGGUUCCGAAGCAGAAUCAAGCGAUGCUGGCGACGUAUCAAGACAUCAAUAAGCUUGUUCAGGCCAGAAAGAUCUAAGAAAACAUAUUUCGUCCAUUAGCAUUGCUGUCAAUUGCGAAUGCGACAAAGAAAGAAGAUGCGUCUUGGAUUUAGUUUCAGAAAUCGCCUGCACAAUUUUGAAUUCAUUAGUGCAGUUGCUCAAAAAUUUAGCGUCCACUCUUAAUUCGUUCGUAGAUUUUGUACGUAUGUAGAGUUGAUAGACAUUUUCUCUUAGAGCAGAUUAUCACACAUAGAUAAAGCGCUCGUUUGAAGCCUCAAGACGCAAAAGAAGAUUUUCAUUCUCGAAGGAAUUUAUUAAUUUUUGAUUUUACUAAUUUUAGAAUAGUAUUUAACAUUCUUUGAAACUUCCUCGGUUUAGACUUCCUUAGAGUUUGAGGGUCUUACAAUUAGAUGAAAGGGUUUGAAAUCGAUUUGCGCUUGAGGCUCUUGAGACAGUCAUAAU